This is a messenger RNA of Schizosaccharomyces osmophilus, 846 nucleotides long. RefSeq names its product DUF4504 family protein, C1orf74-like protein. Lineage: Eukaryota; Fungi; Ascomycota; Schizosaccharomycetes; Schizosaccharomycetales; Schizosaccharomycetaceae. Bases 1 to 846 code for a protein of 281 amino acids. The transcript has a single exon. The record is from RefSeq and is a predicted model, not a curated record.
AUGAAAAGAAGCAUAUAUGAAGUGCACAGAUACCUGAAAACGAAAGGAUUUACUUAUGGUACUGCACUUCAGUUGAUCGACGGAGUUUUACCUGUGAUUAUUGGGAUAAAAACAAGUUAUUUGGUUGAUUGUGUCCUCUUAGAUCGAGAAUUUAUUCAAUCUUUUCUUGACUUUUUAGGUCAUCCUAAUGUUCAAGCUGUACAUUUCUUGGAGCCCAUUGAACAAACAUUCUUUGUAAACGUGAGCUGCUGGAAAGAAUACGCGGAAACAAAAGAAUUAUGGCCUCUUGUAAUUACUUUACCCCAAAAAUACCGGAGUGAGAAGUUAGAGCAAAAAUUGACUUUGUAUGUAAAUACAUUGCUAAACCUGGAUAGAAACGAGAAGAUGAUUACAAUCCAAGUCCCUGCUUUCACAUGGAAAUUUGAUCAUUCUCCAGUGCAGUCAAAAGUGAAAGAGGUAUGUUCAAUUACUGCAUUAACGGGAUGCUUAUUAAAUUAUGGAGCAACUUAUCACUUUUGUUCAAAUGAUGAAUCGCAUGACAAUGGUCUUUCCAAAGAGCCAUUAAAUAUUUAUAGGAUGAUAGCCGCCUUUAAGAAGUGUAAUUUCCGCUUGUCACCAUUUCUUCAAUUUUCAUGCCCCGUGAAGUUUGAGCAACAAGUAGCAGUCAUUGCUGAACAACUGAGAUGUAAUUUUCAAAAAAGAUGGGAGCAACUAACACUUCAGGAAAAAAGCCUCUGGAACGAGUGGUUAAGUUUUCGAUAUCCAAAGCAUGCUUUAGGAAGAUUUGAGGAUAUUUCAUGGGAAAUGCACGUAGAGACCCAUACAGAAUCUUCUGUUGUACUAUAG